UUAGGUAAAUAAGUCCAAAAUAUCACAAACUAAAAACUCUUCACAAAAACAUUUUUUUUUUGAAGAACUUGAAGAAUCCAGACAUGCAAAUGAUGAGUAUGAUGUUUCUGCUAUGCUCAAUAAUUUUCAUUACCAUAAUAUUUUUCAAAAUACAUAAGAGAGGGAAGAACAACAACACACCUCCGUCUCCACCGGGACUUCCGUUGAUCGGAAACCUUCAUCAACUCGGCCGCCACACUCACCGAUCACUAUGCUCUCUCAGCCGCCGUUACGGGCCUCUCAUGCUCCUUCACUUUGGCCGUGUCCCCGUUCUUAUAGUAUCUUCCGCUGAAGUGGCUAAAGAAGUUUUGAAGACGCAUGACCGUGUUUUCGCGAGCCGUCCACGUUCAAAAAUAUUCGAGAAACUUCUUUACGAUAGGCAUGAUGUGGCCUCAGCUCCUUAUGGAGAGUAUUGGAGGCAAAUGAAGAGUGUGUGCGUCCUCCAUCUCUUCAGCAACAAAAUGGUACGGUCCUUUCGAGAAGUGAGAGAAGAAGAGAUCAGUUUGAUGAUGGAAAAGAUCCGGAGAUCGAGUUCUUUGCCGGUGAAUCUAAGCAAGAUCUUGAUGAGUUUAACUAACGAUGUGAUAUGUAGAGUUGCUUUGGGACGAAAAUACGGUGGUGAAACAGAUUUUCAGGAGUUAAUGGAGCGAGAUAGGAAUGACUUUGUGGAUGUAUUGCUCUCCAUUCAGAGAGAGAAGAGCGUCGGGUUUGAGAUAGACCGUGUCAGCGUAAAGGCAAUCGUCUUGAAUGUUUUUGUGGGUGGUACGGAGACAUCGUAUACACUUAUGGAAUGGGCAAUGACAGAGCUUAUACGUCACCCAAAGUGUAUGAACAGACUCCAAGAAGAAGUCCGCACGAUUUGUAAGGGAAAAUCGUGUGUAUCAGAAGAGGACAUUCAAGAAAUGAAAUACUUAAAAGCUGUGAUCAAAGAGACAAUGAGGCUACAUCCUCCACUUCCUUUGAUGAUUCCUCACGAAUCAACACAAGAUGUAAGAUUAGGUGAUUAUCACAUACCUGCCGGUACACAGGUUUUGAUCAAUGCUUGGGCUAUCGGGAGAGAGGCUGCAACGUGGGGACCAGACGCGGAAGAUUUUAGACCGGAGAGGCAUUUAGAUUUAUCUGUUGACUACCGAGGUCAGUCUUUUGAGCUGAUUCCAUUUGGAGCUGGAAGAAGGAUUUGCCCAGCAAUAUCAUUCGCUGUGGUGCUGAAUGAGAUAGUUUUGGCUAACUUAGUGCAUCGGUUCGAUUGGAGAUUACCGACUGAAUCUAUAGAGAAUCAAACCGGUAUCGCUGAAUCAUUCGGUACUUCAGUUCACUGCAAGUUCCCUCUCUAUGUUAUUGCAUCAUCUACUACUUGACUAAGGCAUUAACAUGAAAAUGCUUUGUUAUAUAUGUUAAGUCUACAAUAAACAACAUGUUUACUCAUGUGAAACUCCUUGAAUAAGGCAGUAAGUUUGGGUGAUGAUUCUGGGAAAAAAGCAGAAAUAACCGUCAUCCAUUCUUUAUUUGGA
Camelina sativa (false flax) is the source of this 1550-nucleotide messenger RNA. The record is from RefSeq and is a predicted model, not a curated record. Lineage: Eukaryota; Viridiplantae; Streptophyta; Magnoliopsida; Brassicales; Brassicaceae.